GCUGAGGCGCCUCACAGCCGCGGCGCAUCGAGCAGCUUUGACUAUAUAUGGUCAAAGCGACGAGGGAGCAGCCGUGCAGCCUGUUUCCGGGUUGGGUUUUUUUUUUUUUGGCGUGUAUUCGCCUUCGCUCUGUGAACCCGCGGCGACAGGAGGGCAAGGCAAACGCAACGGAGGACGAGAGAGAGAGGCGGCGAGCGGCUGUGUGGAGGAGCGACCGUUGCUCGUUGAACGAUUGCGUCGGCGGUGACUCGCACUUCAUCCCUUCAGCUGAGUAACGGCCCGGCGCGCGCCGGAUCUCGCGGCGAUGCCUCACGAGCUGAGCAAAGUAUUUGCAUGCCUCCCACAAGUGGAAAGGGGUGUUUCAAAAGUCAUUGGAGGUGAUCCUAAAGGAAUCAACUUUCUUUAUACCAAUAACAAAAGUGUCGUCAUAAGAAACAUUGAUAAUCCAGCGAUUGCAGAUAUAUACACUGAGCAUGCUCACAAGGUUCAGGUUGCCCAAUAUGCACCCAGUGGCUAUUACAUUGCAUCCGGAGAUGUUACUGGCAAGGUUCGAAUUUGGGAUACUACCCAGAAAGAACAUUUAAUGAAAUAUGAAUAUCAACCAAUUUCUGGAAUAAUCAAAGAUAUUUGUUGGUCUUAUGAUAAUCAAAAGAUUGCAGUUGCUGGAGAAGGCAAAAGCAAGCAUGGAGCAGUUAUUCAAUGGGACACGGGAACAUCUGUUGGGACAGUGAACGGCCACAGCAAAGCCAUAAACAGCAUAUCUCUUAAGUCAAGUCGCCCAUUCCCUGCUGUGACUGCUAGUGAUGUUACCUGCGUGUUCUUUAAUGCAUAUCCUGUAAAGUUCGUGUGGUACACUUUCUGUAACCACUCGGCAUUUGUGAAUUGUGUGAGGUACUCUCCCUUGGGGAACAAGUUUGCUACAGCUGGUGCAGAUGGGCUGAUUGUUAUUUAUAAUGGGGCGGAUGGAGCUAUGAUAUGUACUCUUGGAGAAGAGAAGGCCCACGGGGGAGGUGUCUAUGCUCUUAGUUGGAGUGAUGAUGAGAAAUAUCUCCUUUCUGCAUCUGGUGAUAAGACUGUUAAGCUCUGGGAUGUUGAAACCAAGACUGCAACAACAACAUUUAACAUGGGAUCUGAUGUACUGGACCAACAAUUGGGCUGCUUGUGGCACCCAAAACACCUACUGAGCAUUUCACUUUCUGGAUACAUUAACUACCUGGAUAAAGCAAAUCCCAACAAGCCUCUCCGCGUUAUCAAGGGGCACACCAAGUCAAUUCAGUCGUUGACUGUUCAUACUGAUGAUGGGAAGCAAUCUAUCUACUCAGGCAGCCAUGAUGGUCACAUAAAUUACUGGGAUGCUCUCUCUGGGGAGAAUGAUGCUUUUACAGGGAAAGGACAUACCAAUAUGGUAUCAUCUUUGGCGAUCAAUGAUGACGAUGAACUUGUCAGUUGUGGUAUGGAUGAUACUGUGCGUUUCACCAAUUUGAUCAAGAAAGAAUAUAAUCCUCAAGACACAGUAAAGAUGGAUACCCAACCGAAGAACGUAGCAGUUGGUCCUGGUGGCUAUACUGUUGUCACUUCCAUUGGCCAGAUUGUACUCCUGAAGGACAAGAAAAAGGUUUUUGCAAUUGACAAUCUUGAUUACGAAGCGGAAACUGUAGCAAUUCAUCCUGGAGGAGAAACUGUGGCUGUGGGAGGAAAUGAUGGCAAAAUAUACCUGUAUUCUAUCCGAGGUUCCACUCUGCAGAAAAAUGACUGUGUAUUGGAAUUUGAGAACAAAGCCUCAGUGAAUGCUCUAUCUUAUUCACCUGAUGGUGCUAUCCUGGCUGCCUGUUGUGCAAGUAAAGUAAUGACAUAUAAUGUUGCGGAUGGAUAUCAGGGAACAACUGGCUACUAUGGACAUCAUGCUAAGAUUAUGUGUAUAGGAUGGUCUCCAGACAAUGAGCACUUUGCAACUGGUGGAAUGGAUGGAUUGAUCUUUAUUUGGAGCCUGUCUGUUCCAAUUCAAAAUAAAAGAUUCAAAAUCUCAGAUACUCAUCGGUUAUAUCAUGUCGGCUGCAUUGUUUGGUUGGAUGAACACACUCUGGUGACAGCAUCCCAUGAUGCCUGUAUAAAGCAGUGGAUCAUCACCUACAUCUGAACAAGUUAUUGUAUUUGGGGAGGGGGCCUAGAAUUUCAGGGACUAGGGCUGCUGCUGUAGAAACGUAGUAUUGAGCAGAAUAUUUCUUUUUUUGCCCUGUGGGCCCCAUAUCACAAUCUUAUCUCUGAUAUACUGUGUUGGGAAAGCUUUAGCAAAAGAAAAAUGCACGUGAAAAGCACUUGUUAACCUAAUCUCUGGAGCUUAAUCUUGUACGUUCACAUUCCAGAGGCAACAGCCUUAUUUGUAUUCAUAUAACCCCUAUAUGCAGCUUUUUUCCUUUUUUGUUUAAAGACCAGAUUUGACGUACUGAAUCAAGAGACUAAAACUCCAAUUAAAGAAUAUUUCUGUAUAAUGACAAGAUAAUCAAUGUGUGAUUGAAAUUGAUGCAAGUGCAGCUACUGUAUAUUGUACAUGUUAUUUCUUUUGCUUUAGAAAUCUGUACUGCACAAUUGUUGCCUGAGAUGUUCUCCAGAUUAUCAGAAAAAUACCUAAUAAAGUUUUUAAUGCUUUAAGAAUUCAAAAAUGGUUACUUUAUAAUUGGAGUCCUUGUUCCAUUUUAAUAUAAUCAAUAUCAAUAUAUAGAUUGUUUUAGUGCUGAAUAGUAAGUGCCAAAUUUGUACAUAGAAUGUUGGGAAAUUUUUCUGAUGACAUAUUCACUUUUUAAAGAAAUUUUACAAUGUGCAACAAAACAAGUAGUUUUAGAUUUUUUUUAACUACAUUUGAAAUCUAGUCUUUCUCAAUGCAAUACUUGUUGGAAGGAAACCUGAAUAGCAAAAGGUAUGAUUUUUAAUCCAAUUAUCUUGUGGAUUAUAUCCAGUCGAGUUGCUUGCAACAUCUACGGUACUAGAGAAAUGUUAGAAUAUAUAUAGCUAAUUUAAUUAUUCUGCAUAAGGGUACAUGAUUGUUUAAUAAGGGUUCAUGACAUUUUGGCAUUUGCAGCAGCAUGCAUUCUUAUCUCAAAAUCCAUUGUUUUUAAACCAGUAGCAAUUUUUCCAGAAGCACUAAUUUUUUUAAAGGCUAGUUUCAAUAAAAAAGUGCUUGCGUUCAUGAGAAAUUCUGGCCCAAUAGUAAUUAAAGUUUGUUGUACAUUUGGAGGACAGAAUUCCAUAAACGACCUGCAUAGCAAAAGGCGAAUGUGCACAGGAAUCCGAUAGCCAUUCGGUUAGAUUGUAACUGCUCUGUUUGUCUAGUUCAUUUAGUUGCUUUUGCAUAACCUUUGUCCUUUUUCCAGCACGCAUUUUGCUAUUGGUAGAUUUACAUGAGACAGUCUUUUGAGUUUGCUGCUUCCCUUUUGUGUGGUUUUGGUUUUGCUUAUGACCUGGCUGUAUAUUCAAAGUGAAACCCUCUUUCUAGAUUUACCCAGUAAGGGAAAUACCACCUUAUUUACUUUAACUUGUUUGUAAAAUCCGAUCACCCUCUUUCUUGAAUAUACAAACUAACUUCUACAAUCUAUCCUUUUUCUUGUUUCUAUUGAGUCUGCGCUAUACCAUCUCAAGUCCCCUUCCUAAUAUGCAGUGUUCAGAAGUAUGCCAGAUAGUGUUUGGCAAAGUUUUUAUUCAAUUGAAACUUUAUUUUUGGUAUUUUAGCCCUACUGAGAAUAAAUAGCAAAAUGU
Messenger RNA from Amblyraja radiata (thorny skate), 3750 nucleotides. It is a transcript of the gene wdr1, whose product is annotated as WD repeat domain 1. Lineage: Eukaryota; Metazoa; Chordata; Chondrichthyes; Rajiformes; Rajidae. Gene Ontology annotation, molecular function: actin filament binding. Gene Ontology annotation, cellular component: cortical actin cytoskeleton. The record is from RefSeq and is a predicted model, not a curated record. Gene Ontology annotation, biological process: sarcomere organization; locomotion; actin filament depolymerization.